AUGGAUAAACUCCACAUGAUUAAAAAUUACUUUCGGCAGCGGGUGGAUCAACACCGGGCUCACCUGGACAGUGUUGUUGAGAAGGAAUUGGGGGGCGGACACCAGCGCCAAUCCGCACAAAGGCUUGCUCGAGCGCAUGAGCACCUGCUUAGUGAGCGGGAGCGAAGCGAGUUGCGGCGCAGGAAGCUUGAGGCCGAUAUGGAGCGCAAACAUUCCAAGAGUGAGGCAUUGCGCGUAUCACGCGGGCAAGCAGUCCAAGUGAAGAACGAGAAGUUGUGGCGUCACCACCAGCAACGUCGAGCUCUUCGUGAGAGAAUUCAACAGGUUCGUAACGACUUUAACGAGACUAUCCAAACACAAGUCAUGCUGCAGGACAUGGAGGACAAGAUGACACGCCUGGUAAAGGACGAAAUUGUGUCUUUCCGCCGGCAGGAGAUCGGACACCUUGCGCAGCGACUAAGCCGGGAACGACAGCAGAGGGAGGAGGCUGCCAUUCAGGCCGCGAAGUUGAAUGAACGGAAAACCAUACAACGUGAGCGUCGCUUACAGCAUGCGAAGGAGGAGGAAGAGCGCCGAAAACGACAUGCGAUGCAGAAUCAACUUGACAUGCAGCAGAGAGAGCGGCGGGUGGUGGAGCGCUUGGAGACGGCGAGAGAGCAACAAAAGCGAAGGAUAAUGCGGGAACUUGUGGGGGUGGAAGCCUCUUUGCGAAAGUUGCCGCUGUAUGAGCACUGUGCCGGACGAGCCUCCCGUGCGAAUAGGUGCGAUGAGCAGCUCAGCGAACCGCUCGUGCUUACAAGUGGGAAAAAGGCGUAUACGCGGAUUUUGUCUGAGUCAUCCUUGCGUGGGUUGUUUGAGUACCACACGACGAAACCGCGCGCCAGGUCGCCAUACCCAUACGCUACGCCCAAGCGGUAA
Trypanosoma rangeli is the source of this 918-nucleotide messenger RNA. RefSeq lists its product as uncharacterized. The record is from RefSeq and is a predicted model, not a curated record. Bases 1 to 918 code for a protein of 305 amino acids. The transcript has a single exon. NCBI's taxonomy places the organism in Eukaryota, Euglenozoa, Kinetoplastea, Trypanosomatida, Trypanosomatidae.